Populus nigra (black poplar) is the source of this 413-nucleotide messenger RNA. RefSeq lists its product as uncharacterized. The record is from RefSeq and is a predicted model, not a curated record. Gene Ontology annotation, molecular function: protein serine/threonine kinase activity. The transcript has 2 exons. Bases 1 to 357 code for a protein of 118 amino acids. Gene Ontology annotation, biological process: peptidyl-serine phosphorylation; intracellular signal transduction. Lineage: Eukaryota; Viridiplantae; Streptophyta; Magnoliopsida; Malpighiales; Salicaceae.
AUGUCUCGUAUACUUGCGAAUUGUGUAAAUAUACCACAGGUUGAGCAUGUUAAAGCUGAAAGGAAUUUGCUUGCUGAAGUUGCAAGUCAUUGCACUGUGAAACUCUACUAUUCUUUCCAAGAUGCUGAAUACUUGUACCUGAUCAUGGAAUAUCUACCUGGAGGUGACAUCAGGCCUUUCUUACAUAAACACAACUACAUUCACAGGUCACCUCUUGACUGCUCAAAUUUAUCGGCUAUAAAUGAAAAUGAAGUGCUCGAUGAUGAUAAUUUGAAGGAAUCAAUUGAUGCGGAUGGAUGCUUUCCAGGCGCUGGUGGAUGGCGCUGGAAAAGUCCCCUUGAACAGCUGCAACAUUAGCUGAGAAACAGGAGAAAAUUGGUAUUCAAUCAAUCAUCAUUUUCAUAUAAUACAAC